CUUCCCUCACAAACGAACUGGACGCCAAAAAACUGUAGCAUCAGCUCUAAACCUGCGAUGGUAGUUAACGAAAAACCCUAUAAUCAUCUUCUUCCCAAUUCGCUCAUCAAUUGGUCACCAUAACCGUCUUCUUCAUCAGGUGCUGCAACGUGAACAUGGUUCAACAGGUUUGGGAGGAAAAUCACAAGAGAAGAGCGACCAAUUAAGAUAACAAGGAUUUACUAAAGCUCACUCUCUUGAAAUUAGUUAGUUUAGAAUAUGCUAAUGCCUUCUCUGCAAAUUUACAUAUUCUGAGCUUUAGGGAAGUUUGUGGUAUGUAUUAGGGAUAGGGGUAAAAUUCUGCGGUCCAUGCUAUUAAUCGAAGAUAUUUAAAUUCCAGCUCAACACUAGGCUUGAUAUCUAUACUGGAUUAGAGUUGCUUUAGUUACUGGACUAAUAUGAUACAAGGGAAAGUAUUUCUUCGCACAACCAGCAUUGUGUAUAAUGGCACCCUGUAAAUCAUGGAUAUUAAAGAUGACAAAUGUAAUCAAUAGGAUCUUCCUUCAUGAUAGAAAAACUAAGAAGUUUAUUGUUAUAAUCAGUCUAUCAUCUUUUCAUAGGAAAGCAGUCUUUGUAGGUUACAUGAAUACAGAAACUAAGAAGUUUAUUGCUAUAAUAAGUUUGUAUUCUUAUGUUGGCAGCCAUGUUCUAUACUUUUAACAAAGGUACCUUCCUAAUCUUUCCUAGCCCUCGCUAUCUGUUCUCAAUCUUAAUGCAUGAAACUGGACGAAAAUGUUUAUAAUUCUACUCUCCAAGUUGUUGUCUUAAGCACACUUGUCUAGUUAUAUGUUUGUUUUUUGAAGUUAUGACAGUCUUUGGUUUCUCUCUUUUCAAGCUCUACAUGCCUAAAUGUUAAACUAUUUCCUAAAUGUUUUUGGUUUCUCUCUUUUCACUAUGCUAUAAUCAGGCAUACGAGGGCCAUGGGGCUGCUGCUUUACUACAAUAGGGUGCUCACCAUUCAUUGCAUUGUUAAUAGGCACGGUUUGUGAUUUCCGACGGUCCUGAAUACGUCAAACAAAUACUCAAGCAUGCUAGUAAAAGUUGGAGGCAGUACAGUUUAAACACUCUCUCAAAUCAAGUCACUAUAAACCAGAGGAGAAGAUACUCGAUGAGAUGUGCAAUAUGGAUCCACCGUACGGAAUUACUAGUAAUCAGUUGAUAAAGUUGGUUAAGCAUUGGGAUUCGCAAGAACGGAAAAAAUUGUCAGAAUUGGGGAAAGAAGCAUGAGCCUCCCUAAAUCAACUUCACAGAUAUGGUUCGAAGAGCUUCGCGAACAAGCAAGCUGAUUAUGUAUGAAUCGUGAAUAUAAUAGCUUUUUAUAUAUUUCAUAUUUAGGAUUAAUUAGGCCUUUCACUUAUAUUUUGCUUGAAUAAUGUGAAUGUUUCGACUUCUUUAUGGAAAAAUAUGAAUGUUUCACAUCUUAUCUUGUUGAUUUUUUAAAAAAAAAAAAUUAUAUUAAUAAAAAUAAUAGGAAGAUGAGCAUGGAGAAAAAAUGAGCUUGUUAGGUGUUUGGAAAAAAACUCAUAUGGGCAAGGAUGGAAGCUUUAUACCCGAGACAGUCACAGCAGAUUUUGUGGAUGAUGCAUAUGCCAAGUUGGAAUCGUUGAAACAAGCAUGCCCUUCUAAGUCUAACUUAGAACUCGAAGAUGAAGCCUUUGAGCACACCAUGUACGGUGGAGAGAUUCCAGAACGUCCCGUAGGCUAUGGACUUGGAGUUCGAAAGGGCGACAUUUACGGUGUGCAUGGUGUUCUGAAUAAGCAAAAGGUUCGAAAGAGGACUGUGGUUGUGGAGAAGGAUAAAGAAGAAUUUUCCGUUCUUAAGAAGGAAAAUAGCUUGUUGAAAGCCCAAAUUCAAGAGAACAACUCUCUACUCAAAACGCUAGUUGGACAAUUUUCUCAACUAGUAGGUAAAGUUCGUAAAGGAGAGGCUUCAAUGCACCUUUUAGAUUGUGCACAAACAGUCUUAGAAGUGAAAAACCAAAAGGUACUCGAAAAUAAUAAUAAAAGUCCAACAGAUCAAGAACAAGAGGACAACUUGAGGCUUCAAAUUGACUACCAUCACUGUUUUGCUAGAUCUUAGUAUUAGUUAGUUUUGUAAGGCUACAACUACAUUUUUAGUGUGUUUUAAUUUUGUGGUAUUUUUAGUAACAUAUUAGUUAUGAAGUAUUAUUGAUGAACGUGUGUAGGAAUUUUAAUUGUGCGAACUACGUUUUUUAUUUAUGAUUACAUAUACAUUG
Beta vulgaris subsp. vulgaris (sugar beet) is the source of this 2276-nucleotide messenger RNA. RefSeq lists its product as uncharacterized. The record is from RefSeq and is a predicted model, not a curated record. The coding region runs from base 1532 to 2119 and encodes 195 amino acids. The transcript is spliced from 6 exons. NCBI's taxonomy places the organism in Eukaryota, Viridiplantae, Streptophyta, Magnoliopsida, Caryophyllales, Amaranthaceae.